Messenger RNA from Rhineura floridana, 1865 nucleotides. It is a transcript of the gene RSL1D1, whose product is annotated as ribosomal L1 domain containing 1. The record is from RefSeq and is a predicted model, not a curated record. The transcript has 9 exons. Lineage: Eukaryota; Metazoa; Chordata; Lepidosauria; Squamata; Rhineuridae. The coding region runs from base 104 to 1465 and encodes 453 amino acids. Gene Ontology annotation, cellular component: 90S preribosome.
CCACUGAGACUCCAUAGAACUUCUCCUUUCUCUGUCAUGCGUCGGCUUUGGGUGACGUCAUUGGCGGGCGACAUUUCCAGGGUUUUGGCGCACGUGGAGGGGAAUGGUGGAUACGACUGCGAUGGCGGAUCCUCUGGACUACGGGCAGAUUAAAAAGGCAGCUCAAGCCCUCCUUGCAUACAAUGCAAACAAGCAGAAAACUGCCGAGAAACUGCUGUUGAAUGAGAACCAGAAAGUCUUUUUGAUGAUCACUGUUUGGAAAAUCCCACCACGUGAACAAGUCAUCAAAAUAACCCUGCCUCAUGGUAUUCUGCCGGAAACAUCGGAUGUUUGCCUCUUCACAAAAGAUGAGCCGGGUUUGACGGCUGAACAGACCGAGAACUUGUAUAAAAAGCUCUUGUCGCAGCAUGGGAUCACGAGGAUCAGCGAGGUCAUCUCCUACAAAACACUCAAAAAAGAAUACAAGCCCUACGAAGCAAAGCGUCGUCUCCUGAGUCAGUUUUCUCUCUUCCUGGCUGAUGACCGGAUCCGAAGACUUCUUCCGUCACACAUAGGGAAGCACUUCUAUACAAGUAAAAAGGUCCCACUGUCUGUGAACCUGAAAGCAAAGGAUCUGGCUAAAGAAAUAAGCAAGCAUAUCCAGGGAACCACUCUUCCAGUCACAAACAAGGGUUGUUGCUACACAGUACGCGUCGGUCACAGUGGCAUGGAAGCCUGGAAGAUUUCACAAAACGUUAUUGCUGCUGCUAAGGUGAUAGGCGCUAAAGCACCCCAGAUUUGGAAGAGUGUUAAAAUCCUUCAUCUCAAAAUGGAGAGAUCUGUUGCUCUUCCAGUCUUUACCUGUAGCAAUCCCAAACCAGAUGCCUGUCAGAAACAGCCAGAGGCUGAAGUCGGACAGGAAACUCAAGCAAAGAAGAAGAAAAAGAAUGGAACUGAAAAGAAGAGUUUGGGUAAGGCUGGAACGACGGUAGAAGUAAGUGAUGUUCCGGCCAUUGAUAAGGAAAAGGAGGCAGCGGGGGAAGUGUCUGCCAUUGUCGAAGUGGAGGAAGACGAGGAUGGCGAAAUUCCACAGUUGGUUCCAAUUGAAGCAUCACCCAGUGUGAACAGAGAGACGGUGGCAGAGCCUAAUCCUGCUACAGGAAAAGAGGUCAAGACAGGCACAAAAGGUUCAAUGACUCUCCUUGGCAAGAGGAAAACAUCUCCAUCUCCCGGGACUCCGAAGACACAAUUGGGAACGCCUGGAGAUGGAGCGAACCUGCGAUUGUCACAACUGCUCGGACGAGACAAGAAGCCCAAGACGCGAAGGCAAAGCAUCUUGGAAAAGGAGCAGGCAAAAACCCCACAGAAGCCACAAGCAAAGUCUUCUGUGACCCCUAAACUGGGGAAAUUUGUCAGAUCUGCCAAGAAAGCUUCUAAAACUGCAAAACGAGGACUUGGGAAAAGGACAGUACCACAGUCAGCGUGACCAACGUUAUGGCACAUGGUCAAUUUGCUCUUUUUUAAAAAUAGGGUCAUAUCCAGCGGAGUUGUCCCAUUGGCACACGGGCUUGCACAAUGGAACUGCCUUCCUUGCCCCCCCCCAAAUCUGUUCUGGGGAUUCCCUCAAUCCUCCAGAGCAGAUUGAGGGGGUGCAUGAGGAGAGGGAGAGGAAGUCCGAUCGCACAAGUUGAAGGCCUUGCACCAACGGGGCAACUUGGAUGCAACCCAUAAAAAUCAAUUGCAUUUUAGCAGAGAAGCCCCCUCAAGUUAGUGUGGCUUUAGGGAACCAGCAUUUCUCUUUGCAACCUGUAAUUGCUUGUUUCCAUGACUUUACAAAAAAUUGUACUGUUCUAAUCUAUAUAAAGUCAAAUUCUCCUUUUCUGAAA